AAUUUUCUUCGAAGUGCCGUGAUCAGCUUAGUCUCAUAUUCUCUCUCUAAAACCAUUACAUACACUCUACUCUCUCUCUCUCUCUCUCUCUCUCUCUCUCUCUGUACCCACUUCUUGCAUUUCUUGGAGAAAAAUGAAGGAGAAUAAGGGAAACCCAUUACAUUUAUCAUCUUUGAAUCAUAUUUCUCUGGUGUGUAAAUCAGUCGAGGAAUCUACUGAUUUUUAUGAAAACAUUCUUGGAUUUGUUCCUGUUAGGAGGCCUGUAUCAUUUAAAUUUGAUGGAUCAUGGCUAUUUGGCCAUGGAAUAGGGAUCCAUUUAUUGCAGUCAGAAGAUCCAGAAAGUUUUCCGAAGAAAACUGUCAUUAAUCCAAAGGAUAAUCACAUUUCUUUCCAGUGUGAGAGCAUGAAUAUGGUGGAGAAGAAGCUGACAGAGAUGGGGAUCAACUACGUGCGACAGCGGGUAGAAGCAGGUGGAAUCUACGUUGAUCAGCUAUUUUUCCACGAUCCAGAUGGAUUCAUGAUUGAAAUAUGCAACUGUGAUGAUCUUCCUAUAAUCCCAUUGGCUGGAGAGAUGAUCAGAUCAUGCUCCAGAAUCAAUAUGCGGAUGAUCCAGCAGCAGAAGAUCCAUGUCCGAGUACAACCUUAAAAGACUUAAGAGAAGUGUCACCUGAAAGUUGAAUCUAUAUUAGAUCUUUCUUCUUAAUUGCUUCCUCAGUUUCUCGUCUUUGUUUCUUGCAUGAGAUUGUGGUAAUAAAAGGAUAUCGCCGUGUGUACAAUGAUAAUUUUCCUUAAGGCAUGUUUAGUUUGUAUUCGUGGUUGCUACUAUAUUUGAAUUUUUGCCUUUUA
This is a messenger RNA of Olea europaea var. sylvestris, 846 nucleotides long. RefSeq lists its product as uncharacterized. Bases 134 to 646 code for a protein of 170 amino acids. NCBI's taxonomy places the organism in Eukaryota, Viridiplantae, Streptophyta, Magnoliopsida, Lamiales, Oleaceae. The transcript has 3 exons. The record is from RefSeq and is a predicted model, not a curated record.